CUCGCCCCCUUCCUUCUCCUCUCCCGGAGGCGAGAAUGGCAGGGCCGGGCGAGAACCUGGGUCACCGGUGGCCCUAGCUCUGCUCCCCCCACCCCUCCUGCGGGGAGAGGAAGCGGGCUGCUCGCGGACGAUGUGGUCAGGGCCGCUCCCCAGAGCGUCUCCUGCCCGGGUCCCAGCUGCCGUUCUCUGCUCGCUCCAACCCACCGAGAGGGGCUGAUGCUGCUAUCGCCGCCGCCGCCUCCGAAGCCGCGGCCGAUGGAUGCCGGGGAGGGCCGCCUUGCUUAGCGUCCCCGCCUCCGGGUUUGCUGACGCUCUCUCCCCCGCCCUGAGCUCCGCGCUGAAGAGCCGCCUUAUUAUUAAUCAGAAUUUCCAUCGUUAUCCCUGGCAGGAGCAUCCUUCAGUAGGGACCGCAGAAGCAUCACAGUGCUGGGGCUGAGAUGUGCAUGGGGGCUGUUUCUGUUACAUCUCGGAAGAGAAGAGGACAGCACCAAGAUCAGCCCCACCUGUGCGGGGUGCAGUUAGGGGUGUUUUGUUAGCAGAGAGAAAGGACUAGAAGAGGAGUGCUGGGCCGCCAGAGGUCCACAUCUCUUUAAAGGAAAGGGACAAGGGAACUAAAGUGGGACGUUGUUUUUAGGUGGUGGGCAAAGAAGUUUAUAUCCUUCAUAGAAAAGGUGUGGGGAAGCAGGAGCAACAGGGUACUUGACUGGACACCAAGACAAAUCGUUUCCUGUAAAGAAGAGAAAGCAGGCAGCAGCGAGGUCUGGAGGCCGGCGUGUGGCAGUGACCAGGGCCAGCGGUGCGGUGGGACAGCCAGCAAGAGAAAGGCAGGGCUCAGGAACAAGCAGAACAAUGACUCAUUUACAGGCUGGUCUCUCUCCUGAGACGCUGGAGAAAGCCCGCCUGGAGCUCAAUGAGAACCCAGACACACUGCACCAGGACAUCCAGGAGGUGAGGGAUAUGGUCAUCACCAGGCCGGACAUUGGCUUUCUCCGCACAGAUGAUGCCUUCAUCUUACGCUUCUUGCGGGCCAGGAAGUUUCAUCACUUCGAGGCUUUCCGCCUCCUGGCCCAGUACUUUGAGUACCGGCAGCAGAACCUGGACAUGUUCAAAAGCUUCAAGGCCACUGAUCCAGGCAUCAAGCAGGCACUGAAGGAUGGCUUCCCUGGGGGCCUAGCCAAUCUGGACCACUAUGGCAGGAAGAUUCUAGUCCUUUUCGCUGCCAACUGGGAUCAGAGCAGGUACACACUGGUGGAUAUUUUGCGUGCCAUCUUACUUUCUUUAGAAGCCAUGAUUGAAGAUCCUGAGCUUCAAGUGAAUGGAUUUGUUUUGAUCAUAGACUGGAGUAACUUCACCUUCAAGCAAGCCUCUAAACUUACACCAAGCAUGCUGCGCUUGGCUAUCGAAGGCCUUCAGGAUAGUUUCCCAGCACGAUUUGGAGGAAUUCAUUUUGUCAACCAACCAUGGUAUAUCCAUGCCCUGUAUACCGUGAUCCGGCCUUUCCUGAAAGAGAAGACUCGGAAAAGGAUAUUUUUGCACGGUAACAACCUGAACAGUCUACACCAACUAAUUCAUCCUGAGAUUUUGCCCUCUGAGUUUGGAGGAAUGCUCCCCCCUUAUGAUAUGGGAACCUGGGCAAGAACACUGCUAGACCACGAGUAUGAUGACGACAGUGAAUACAAUGUGGACUCCUACAGCAUGCCUGUGAAGGAGGUAGAGAAGGAACUCUCCCCCAAGUCCAUGAAGAGAUCCCAAUCAGUUGUGGAUCCUACAGUGCUAAAACGCAUGGAUAAAAACGAGGAAGAAAACAUGCAACCUUUGCUCUCUCUGGACUGAUAACUUCUCUACCCUCCCCAUGGAUUAGAAAUGGAAGGUACUUGUUUUCAGCACCAGGGCCAGCGCUGUGGAGGAAUUACCAGCUGGAAAUUUAUUGAUUCACGUUAAUGUAGCAUAAUAUAUGACAUCAGGCUUUCCCAUUUGCCUGAACCAUGGGUGCCCUGGUCUGGAUUUUUUUUAAAAAGUCAAUAAUUUAUUCUGUAAGUGCCAAGUUCUUUGUAAAUACAAUGUACUCUUCGCGUCAAGUUUGUAAAUUUUGGUAGUAACAAAUUGGGAGAUUGGCUUAUGAGUCUAUGCCAGUGAUAUGAACUAUAACAAGAACAGAAAAGACACAUAAACAAUUAAAGCUAAUUAAAUGUAGCCCUGUUUCCUAUGAAGCCAUAUUUCAGCUAUCAUAGUGAUUGUUUCGUUGUUUUCUCUGAAACUCUGUCAUACUCAAAUGUACAUUUAAUGGGCACAGGGAACUAGAUGAUUCUAGGAAAUUAUUAUGAUAAAUGCAUUAACUGUCUAGUGAUUUUCAGUUCACAGAAAACGUACCCUGGUGACUAUCACUGGCCUUGUAUUUGGGAGACAAGAAAUGGCAAGUGACCUGGUAAACUCAACACUUGAACUCUUCUAUGUUGUUUAAUUCCUGGAGUCUUGUGAAAAAAUAUGUUCCUCAAAUUAAGAUGUGGAAUUCUGAAAGAGAGUGGAUUCUUUUUAAACUGCUGUCUUCACAAUGUGUCCUUUAUUCCAGACCCCAUUUUAUCCCUGUCUGAUGUACUUUAAGAAACUUUUCCCCCCAAAACUCUUUGAACAAGAGAAAGAGAACUCAUACAUGAAUAGUAUUUGACAGCUAAUUUUGAACAUAAAAGUUGCCAAGUACCAAUAAGGGGCUAAUUUCUAAUUCUUGUGCACUGGUUGAAAAAAUAUAUAUAUUCUCACACACGUAUAUAUUUUUACUGAGCUCUAAUAAAUCCUCGAUGUGACAGGCUUACAAAGUAAAUCACACAUAUUCAAUGGUCUUA
This is a messenger RNA of Lipotes vexillifer (Yangtze River dolphin), 2840 nucleotides long. It is a transcript of the gene CLVS2, whose product is annotated as clavesin 2. Gene Ontology annotation, cellular component: trans-Golgi network; endosome; clathrin-coated vesicle. The record is from RefSeq and is a predicted model, not a curated record. Lineage: Eukaryota; Metazoa; Chordata; Mammalia; Artiodactyla; Lipotidae. Gene Ontology annotation, biological process: lysosome organization. The coding region runs from base 850 to 1833 and encodes 327 amino acids. The transcript is spliced from 6 exons. Gene Ontology annotation, molecular function: phosphatidylinositol bisphosphate binding.